Messenger RNA from Funneliformis caledonium, 1288 nucleotides. The record is from the annotation of a GenBank genome assembly. Lineage: Eukaryota; Fungi; Glomeromycota; Glomeromycetes; Glomerales; Glomeraceae.
AUGUCAUCUUUAUAUACAAAAAUCAUACCAAAUAUUAAUUCAAUUAUCCCAAGAGUGAAUGCAAGACGAUCUUUUCUAAUUCCUCCAAUACUAAGUGCUAUUCGACCACCCUUAAUUUCAUCAAGUUUGAUUAUUCAACAAAAAAGAACUGGAACAGCAAGACCAAAAUUAAAAAAACCGAAGGAAAAGCAAGGAAAAAGUUUGGGAUUUAAACGAAAGAAAACUAAGAAAGAGUCAUCAGAAGAGGGAGAAAUUAAAAGUGCAAGUAGUUCUGAACAGGGCAGUGAAGAGUUUUACAAAGCUGCUCCUGUUAUUAUUUUAAAUGAUAUGCUUCCGGACGUUUUCACUCAUGAAAAUGUUGGUAAAGUUUAUCAAAUUCCGGAAGAAGUUAUUCCAAAAUUUAAUGUAUUUAAAUUCCCAACAUCGUUAUCUAAAGAGUUUGCGUUAUUUCACCGCCCAUCAUUAGUCGUUCGUCAAUCUUCAGUGGAAUUAAUAAGUUUGCUUAAGGAUGCAUCCACGUCACCUAGUACAAAUAAUAGAUUUAUUUUAUCAGGAUCGUUAGGAGUUGGCAAAAGUGCGCUACUUGUGCAGGCUGUUAAUUAUGCAAUGUGUCAACCAUGGAUCGUGAUCUAUAUUCCACAUGCGAUCCAAUUUGUAAAUAGUACGUUUCCAUAUAUAAAGGUGGAAUCAACGAAUGAAUUUGUACAACCUACGUUGGCCGCAUCGAUUCUACAGCAGAUCAAACGUGUAAACGAACGUUAUCUGAGAAAUAUCAAACUUAGACGAAGUCACCAAAUACAUCGUCAUGCAAUCGAAGGAGACAAGACCGCGUCUCAAUUACUGGAUGUAGGAAUAAAUGAUCCUCAUUCCGCGCAAGACGUUUUUGAAAUAUUCCUGGAAGAAAUAGGAAAUAAUUCAGAAUAUCCAGUUUUGCUUGCAGUUGAUGAAGUCAACGCAUUUUAUGCCAAUUCUGAAUAUCGUGAUGUUGAUGAUUCUUUGUUAGAAGUCAAUAGACUAUCACUUCCUCGAACUAUCUUGGAAUACUUUUCUGGAAAGAAAGAUUUCACAUAUGGAGCAGCGAUAGGGGCUUUAUCGCAUAAUUUUAAACCAUUUAUUAGUAAAACAUUAGAAAUUGCACUUGGAUUAUCUGAAGCAUCAUCAUGGAAGCCGGUUUCGGACACAAUUUGGCAGUAUACAACCGGACUGCAAAGAUUCGACGUAAAGGAGUAUACAAAAGAUGAAGCGAAAGCCAUGAUGGAUUAUUAUUAUGAUACAGCAAUCAUGCAAC